AUGUUGCCGUAUCAGAUGGCCAUGGAUUAUGGGGGCUUUCAACGACAAAGCCCGGUCGGGGUCGGUGUCGGUGUCGGCGUCGAUGUCGGCGGACCCCAUCAGGGGGCCGCUGGGGCGCUCAACAUCAACCCCGCGUUCACGCACUCCUGCAUCCUCGAGCUGCGCAAGGAGAAGAGUAGAGACGCUGCCAGGUCUCGAAGGGGGAAGGAGAACUUCGAGUUCUACGAGUUAGCGAAAAUGCUGCCAUUACCGGCGGCUAUUACCUCCCAGUUGGACAAAGCCUCUAUAAUAAGGCUAACCAUCUCGUACCUCAAACUUCGGGAGUUCUCGGGUCACGGGGACCCGCCAUGGAAUCGGGAUGGGCCACCGCCAAAUAAAUCUGGCAAAGGUGCGAAUCGAGUGAGGUCAUCAGCAUCCGCCGCGAUGGACCACUUCGAUGUACAUCAGGGUACCCACAUACUUCAAUCGCUGGACGGGUUCGCGAUGGCGGUCGCUGCUGAUGGACGGUUCCUGUACAUAUCCGAGACCGUCUCAAUUUACCUUGGACUCUCACAGGUAGAGAUGACGGGGUCAAGCGUUUUCGAUUACGUCCAUCAGCAAGACCACGCGGAAGUCGCGGAACAAUUGGGCCUUGGGCUGACUUCGAGCAGCUCUUCCGGUCCACAGUCGUCGAGUUCCGGGCUAGCAUCGCCGAGUAGCGCGGCGUCUGAAGAACACGGAUCAUCUACCACCGCCAAUCCCGACGUGUCCUCGGUAAUGUCGUUAACAGCAAAUAGCCUUUACAAAGGAUACGACCGAGCGUUCUGCGUCCGGAUGAAGUCUACUCUCACGAAAAGGGGCUGCCAUUUUAAGUCUUCAGGCUAUAGGGUCGUGUUGUUACUGUGCCGUUUGAGACCGCAGUAUACGUUUAGCCAUACAAGAAAGUCCGCGCCACCGUUGAUAGGCAUGGUUGGCCUGGCGAUCGCACUUCCUCCGCCAAGUGUGCACGAAAUUCGCCUCGAAGCCGACAUGUUCGUCACGCGAAUCAGCUUCGAUUUUCGGAUAGCACAUUGCGAACCAAGGGUGUCCGAAUUAUUAGAUUAUACAGCCGACGAAUUAACAGGGAAAAAUCUUUACACUUUGUGCCAUGGGGAAGAUGCGAAUCGUCUUCGGAAAUCUCAUAUCGACUUGAUCCACAAGGGACAGGUAUUGACGCAUUAUUAUAGGUUGAUGAACAAAAGCGGAGGAUACACGUGGCUGCAGACGUGUGCCACGGUAGUGUGCAAUUCGAAAAAUGCAGAGGAACAAAACAUCAUCUGUGUCAAUUAUGUUAUAAGUGGUCGUGAGUUCGAAAAUUUAAUCCUGGAUUGCUGUCAACUGGAGGAAGGCGUUAUGGGUGUGAAACGCGAGGACGCAGCUGGGAACGAUCCAGAAAAUGGAUCACCGGAUGCCGAUAGAGGAGAGGGAAGAAAUCACGGUGGACCACCGAACCAACAUCAGGAACACCCACACAGGUCACCGCCGGAAGAUCGCGAAGACACUCGCGGAUCGGAGAACGAGAAACGAGGCAGCCGACAUCACGACAACAUAGCUCAGCUGCAACAAGAGCCGCAGACAUCGGUAGGGAACAUUAGCACGCUUGUAGUGAAAUUGCGCGGGCACAAACGGAAGCUGCACGAGGACGAUAGCAGCUCGAACGAGGAGGAGGACGAGGAGGACGACUCAACGGUGAAAGUUACGAAUAACGAGAGAAGCCACGCUCUAAGUCCAGCUCCAUCAAACCAUUCCAUUUCAGGAGGUGAGCAAGUAUUGUGCUCGGCCAGUCCGAAAUCAAGACGCGUGGAAGAUAGAACGAGCAACAACGCCGACAGUACCGGCACCUCCGUGAAAGAUUUAGAACAAGCGAUGUCCAAGCAUCUGCCAGUUCAGAAUCUCAAUAAGUCCCAUUCACCGACACUGCACCAACCUACGGAUUUCAGCACGGAUGCGUUGCUGAAGCAACAACAACAGAGGAGUACGAUAAAAUGGAUCGGAGCUCAUCAUCAUUUGGGGCAUUUGAGUCCGCAACAAUCGACCACCGCGCCAUUACCAGCAUCCGCUCUUCUACGACAAUUAUACGCGAACAGGGAGAGCGUGAUACGGGCUAAUGUUCACGGAAUCACGUCCAGUGGUAGUACAAGAAUCUCUUCUUCCGGUGAAACCUACUAUGCCGGGGACACGACACCGAGUGGCCCUUUGCCUACUCCACCUGGAUCCGAAGGAUCCAGUACCUACGGUGAACAUCAAUUCGUUUUAGCAACGCACAAUCAGAAGAGUUCCACUGGAACUAGUUGUGCUGACGCGUUUACCAGCCUGGUUUCCUCGUACUCUACCGCCAGCGGUUAUACGGUUGAUUAUCACUCAGCGAUGACUCCACCGUCAUCGGUUUCACCGAGAGACAAGCAACAGCAACAACAACAGCAACAGCUUCAUCCAGUGAACGUGAUAAGCAGCUACGAAGGUUCGUCGGCCUACACUGACCCCGUGCUACGCCAUCAAUACGAGCCAGCGCAACCGUUGCCUUUGAAGCCCCAAGUGUACUCGGCCGCCGUUCACCCGAGCGCAUUGGACGCUGCCGCGGCAUACGCUUCGGCUGGCUUGAGCGAGCAAGCGCAAUUUUACCAUCACCCGGCUGCCGGAGCUGGUUUCCACAUUUACCAUCCGACGAACAAGUCGACGACGAACGGUUGGUACAGUUCGACGUCCUAGUGGCGUGCGCCGGCACGCGAGAGACGUGUACUUAAAUAACUGAAAAUUCUGAGCCCAAAGUCCCCACAUGCAUAUCAGUGAUAUCAUAUUCACCUCGGCAUCUCUGUACACGAAUUUCCCUCUCGUUUUCCCUCUCUCCUUCCAUAUGUUUGUUCAUUUUCUCUUUUUCCCUUUUCUCCUGUUUCGCUUUACCUAUUUCUCACUUUCGUUACACGUUCGUUCAUCGUUUCUACCAUCGCUCCAGCUAGUUUUAUUUUGUAUCCUACUUUUUUCACCCUAUUUUUCCUCGUAUUUUUCCACUCAUCCCCGCGAACCCAGCGAAUCAUACGCGCGCAUCCGAUGUGCCAAUUGAACUGUAAAAAUCGCUGCUCUCUAUUCUCGACUAUGUAGAACGACUUAUUGUAAUAUAACAGAAUAAAUUAUUAUGUAUGUUGACAUUUUCGGAGAUAUUCGCGUAAGCAGAACGGAGGGUAGGAGUUUCUAAAGAAGAAAAAGAAAGAAAAAACAAAGAAGGGAAAGAAAAAAUGAGACAGAGGACAGAACAUGUUUGGUGCGACGCUCAAGGGGCAAAACGGUGAAUCUCGAAACGCGGUGAGCAAUUAAUUAACAUGGUUAGUUGUCCCACGUGACACGAGAACGCGCACGAAAAGAGGAACAACGGAGAAACGAAUAAAGGUUUACCAGCGUUAUUGCUGUGAAAAACA
This is a messenger RNA of Eufriesea mexicana, 3431 nucleotides long. RefSeq names its product protein trachealess. Lineage: Eukaryota; Metazoa; Arthropoda; Insecta; Hymenoptera; Apidae. The transcript has 11 exons. Gene Ontology annotation, biological process: regulation of transcription by RNA polymerase II. The record is from RefSeq and is a predicted model, not a curated record. Gene Ontology annotation, molecular function: protein dimerization activity; DNA-binding transcription factor activity, RNA polymerase II-specific; RNA polymerase II transcription regulatory region sequence-specific DNA binding. The coding region runs from base 1 to 2727 and encodes 908 amino acids.